AUGUCUGUCUUUGCGCGAUCGACGUUUUCCGCCGCCGGCUACGCGGCGUUCCGCCCGUCCUACCCGGCGUCGCUCUUUAAAAUGCUGCUGGCGUACCACAAGCCGUCGUCGGCCAACGGCACGGCGCUGGACCUGGGGUGCGGGCACGGGGUCAUCGCGCGCGAGCUGGCGCCGCACUUUGGGCGGGUGAUGGCUGUCGACCCGAGCGCGGGCAUGGUCAAGCAGGCGUCCGAAUCGACGCGGGACCCCAAGAUCACGUUCCGACAGGGGAGCGCGGAGGACCUGUCGUUCGUGGGCGACGGGACGGUGGACCUCGCGAUAGCAGGGCAGUCGGCGCACUGGUUCGACUACAAGCGAGCGUGGCCGGAGCUCGGGCGAGUGGUGUGCGGGGGCGGCACGCUGGCGUUCUGGGGGUAUAAGGACAACAUCCUCGUGGGGUUCCCGGCGGUGAACGAGAUCCUGGAGCACUUUCUCUACGGCGAGGGGGAGGCGGCGCCGGGCAGCGGGUGGGAGACGAUGGAGCGGUACUGGGAGAAGCCGGGGCGGCAGAUGCUGCGGGACAACCUGGAGGCUGUGGUGCCGCCGGCGUCGGAGUGGACGGCGGUAAGGCGGAUCGUGUACAACCCGGACCGGCGGAUGGCGCAGGUCGGGACGGGGCCGGAGGCGGAGGCGGCGUGGCAGCGCAAGAAGCUCAAGCUGGGCGAGUUCGAGGGCUACGUGCACACGUUCAGCGCGUACAUUGGGUGGAGGGACGCGCACCCGGAAGUGAAGAGCCGGGCGGAGGGCGGGGAGGGCGACAUAGCGGACCUGCUGUUUGAUCGGCUGCUCGAGGCGGUGCCGGAAUGGAAGGCCAAGGGGGACAAGUGGCGGGAGGUGGAGGUCGAGGCGGUUUGGGGCACGGUUGUGAUCCUGGCCAAGAGGAGGUGA
Messenger RNA from Colletotrichum graminicola M1.001, 927 nucleotides. Its product is annotated as methyltransferase domain-containing protein. Lineage: Eukaryota; Fungi; Ascomycota; Sordariomycetes; Glomerellales; Glomerellaceae. The transcript is spliced from 2 exons. Gene Ontology annotation, molecular function: S-adenosylmethionine-dependent methyltransferase activity. The record is from RefSeq and is a predicted model, not a curated record. The coding region runs from base 1 to 927 and encodes 308 amino acids.